AUGCUAUUUGGACCACUUUCUUUCCUGACAACACUCACUUUGUGUUCAUUGGCCGUUGUUUCUUCGGCUUCCAAUACCUACACCGACUCUGAGGCUAGAAAGAUCCUGAGUGACAACGGUAUUUCAGUAAACAAACCAAAACCUGCCACUUCUUUGGAUGGCAUUCGAAAGAACACCAUCAAACAACUUUUGACUUUGAAAGUGGCGUCUGGCUGUGAUAUUGUCGUGACAGCUGGCACCGAAUCAGGCCACAGUACCAGUGGAGUGAAAAAUCACGGAACCGGCUACAAAGUGGAUAUCAGAAUUAACACAUGCAUAUCUAACUAUAUCGAGCAGAAUUUUAACUAUAUUGGUCAACGUGGUGGUGACCAAGCCGAUAUGUACAAAAGCAAUGCAGGCAACAUUUACGCGCUGGAAAGUAAUCAUUGGGAUAUCUUGUACGUGUAA
Helobdella robusta is the source of this 447-nucleotide messenger RNA. RefSeq lists its product as hypothetical. Bases 1 to 447 code for a protein of 148 amino acids. The record is from RefSeq and is a predicted model, not a curated record. The transcript has 5 exons. NCBI's taxonomy places the organism in Eukaryota, Metazoa, Annelida, Clitellata, Rhynchobdellida, Glossiphoniidae.